GCCCCGUAGGCGCCGCCAUGAUGGCUUCCACUCACAUCUACGACGUGUCGGGGGCCAUGGCGGCCCGUAAGAUGGGUGGAGGGCAGGAGUCUCAGGGCGUGGAGGUGGCGCUGGCCCCCGAGGAGCUGGAGCUCGACCCCAUGGCCAUGACGCAGAAGUACGAGGAGCACGUCCGAGAGCAGCAGGCGCAGGUGGAGAAGGAGGACUUCAGCGACAUGGUGGCCGAGCACGCCGCCAAACAGAAGCAAAAAAAGAGGAAGGCCCAGCCGCAGGACACGAGAGGCGGCGCCAAGAAAUACAAAGAGUUCAAGUUCUAGAGCGAGACGACACGGCGCCGCGAGAGACCAAGCCACCACGGGAACCGAAUGAGGAAGUGCUGUUCUCAGAUUUUAACUCCGGAGGAUGUAAACAUCGAUCAUCUGUCAGACCAGUAACUGUUCACACAGUUUUGUUCCUUUUUUUAAAACUAUAAAUAGAUGAUUCAUGGCGUAAGUCACAUGGUGUUUCCUGUUUGACCCUACGUCUUUUUUCAUUGUAUCCAUUUUUUUCUGUUUUUUUUGUAAAUAAACGAAUGAUAACAAGCGUUCA
Messenger RNA from Notothenia coriiceps (black rockcod), 588 nucleotides. RefSeq names its product splicing factor 3B subunit 2-like. Lineage: Eukaryota; Metazoa; Chordata; Actinopteri; Perciformes; Nototheniidae. Gene Ontology annotation, cellular component: U12-type spliceosomal complex. The transcript is spliced from 3 exons. The record is from RefSeq and is a predicted model, not a curated record. The coding region runs from base 18 to 317 and encodes 99 amino acids.